CAUUCUGUGUCCACGUGAUAUUCUUGACUUUGCCCUGACUGACAGUUCCCGCUUACAAAGCUGGGGCCAAUAGUCCCCUCACUUAAUUACGAAGAUGAAUGACUAAGAGGUUGGUGGCUGGAGCUGAGGUGCCUGAGUCAGGUUGGGGGUGGGAUUGUUCAGUAACAGGAAGUAGAAGUCUUUCGUUUCCUCCUUUCUGAGAGGGAGAAGGCUGAGGGAAUAGGGUUGAGCAACUGGUCCUCACAGCCUAGCUGGACUCUGGGUGAGGCGGUCCUGCCAUGAGGCUGGCUGUGAUUUUCUCCGGGGCCUUGCUGGGGCUACUAGCAGCCCAGGGGACAGGGAAUGAUUAUCCUCAUAAAAAAUCAGCUACUCUGCUUCCAUCCUUCACGGUGACACCAACAGCUACAGAAAGCACUACAAGCCCUGGAACAACCAGCCACAGGACUACCAAGAGCCACAAAACUACCACUCACAGAGCCACCACCAAGGGACCCACAACUGCCACUCACAAUCCUGCCACCACCACCAGUCAUGGAAAUGUCACAGUUCAUCCCACAAGCAACAGCACUGCUACCAGCCAGGGACCCACAACUGCUGCCACUCACAAUCCUACCACCACCAGUCAUGGAAAUGCCACAGUUCAUCCCACAAGCAACAGUACUGCCACCAGCCCGGGACUGUCCACCAGUUCCCCCCACCCAGGACCACCUCCACCCCCUCCAAGCCCUAGCCCGGGCUCCCAGGAGGCUAUUGGAAACUACACAUGGACUAACGGUUCCCAGCCCUGUGUCCAGCUCCACGCCCAGAUUCAGAUUCGAGUCCUGUACCCAACCCAGGGAGGAGGAGAGGCCUGGGGCAUCUCUGUACUGAACCCCAACAAAACCAAGGCCGAGGGGGACUGUGAGGGUCCUCACCCCCACCUGCUUCUCUCGUUCCCCUACGGACAGCUCAGCUUUGGAUUCCAGCAGGACCCACAGCAGAGCACUGUCUACCUGAGCUACAUGGCUGUGGAGUACAAUGUGUCCUUCCCCAAGGCAGCACAGUGGACAUUCUCAGCUCAGAAUUCAUCCCUUCGAGAUCUCCAAGCACCCCUGGGCUGGAGCUUCAGUUGCAGAAACUCAAGCAUCAUGCUUUCACCAGCCUUCCACCUCGACCUGCUCUCCCUGAGGCUACAGGCUGCUCAGCUGCCCCACACAGGGGUCUUUGGGCCAAGUUUCUCUUGCCCCAGUGACCGAUCAAUCCUGCUGCCUCUCAUCAUCGGCCUGAUCCUCCUCGGCCUCCUCGCCCUGGUGCUUGUUGCCUUCUGCAUUGUUCGGAGACGCCCACCCACCUACCAACCCCUCUGAGCAUCUGCCCCAGCCCCCAGGGCACCCUCAUUUCCUCACCGUGCAACUGACUCAAAGACAAA
This is a messenger RNA of Propithecus coquereli (Coquerel's sifaka), 1408 nucleotides long. RefSeq names its product CD68 molecule (gene CD68). NCBI's taxonomy places the organism in Eukaryota, Metazoa, Chordata, Mammalia, Primates, Indriidae. The coding region runs from base 279 to 1346 and encodes 355 amino acids. The record is from RefSeq and is a predicted model, not a curated record. Gene Ontology annotation, cellular component: membrane. The transcript is spliced from 6 exons.